AUGGCCGAGGAGCCGCCGAAACGGCGCCUGGUGGUCACGGAGGUGACGCGGGGCCGCAACGGCGGGCCGGGCAUCCUGGCCCUCGGGCUCGGGGCGCCGCGCGCGGCACCGGCCGCGGUCGGCGUGGGUCGCCGCGGCGCCGCGCAACCGCCGCCGCCGCCGCCGCCAGAGUCGUCCGACGAGGAGGAGGUCCAGGAAGAGUACGUGGACGAGGACGGCGAGUCGUCGGACGACGACUUCCGCAACGACCCCUACGGCGUGAAGAGGGCCGAGAGAAAGCAAAAAGCGGCGGAACUCAAGAAGUGGAGGGAGAAUAGGAAGGCGCUGGAGUUGAAGGACAAGUCGUCCGAAAGGCGGCAGGCCCUGAUUGCGGGCCUCUCGCGGACGGGCGUGGGGAGUUACACGUCGUCGUCGCACCGGGGCGAGGCGGGCGAGCGAGUCGUCUUCGAAGAUGCGAAACUCUUGUAUGUGAAAACGAGCUCGGAAACGAGCAAGUUCGGUUCGAAGUACAAGAGCGCGGACCGGUGCAUAGAAUUAACGCCAGCCGGGAUCGCUCGAGAGAAUCGCGACUGUCUACAGGCAGAGAUUGCGAGUCACCCGUCGCUUCCACACAGAGAUUUAUGUAUUCAUCGUGGACGACAAGGACGUCGUCAUGUGGCGCACGAGCGACACGAACAAGGAGGCGAAGUUAUUAGCUCCCGGUUUUAUCGUCGACUUUGUUGGUACUGUUUCCGACCAGUCGACGGACGGCGGCGUGAACGUCACGACGGUGACGGGCUUGAAGGUGCUCAUCGUCGACGGCGCCCGCGUCGCGCCGACGCCCAAGCCGGAGAAGCGCAAGAAAGGAGCCGAGGACGGCGACGACGACGACGACGACGAGCCGGCGGCGGCGGCCAAGAAGGCGCGCGUCGCGGAGGGCGACGAGACCGACGACGGCUGA
Pelagomonas calceolata is the source of this 940-nucleotide messenger RNA. The record is from the annotation of a GenBank genome assembly. Lineage: Eukaryota; Pelagophyceae; Pelagomonadales; Pelagomonadaceae.